UCCAGGGGCGUAACUACUAUUAGGCAAGGGGAGGCAGCUGCCUGGGGGCCCCCACGCCUCGAGGGCCCCCCCAGAGACUUGACAGAAGAGGAGGAGAAGAAAAAGGAUAGCCAAAAACUGGAUUCCUUGCAUAUGAAGCGAUGUCUUCUUGCAGCUUAUUGCAAGUUAAUCAUCUAUAAUGUUGUUGACAUGACUGCAGCUGCUGAAAUCUAUAAGCAUUAUAUGAAGGCCUAUAAUGACUUUGGAGACAUAAUUAAAGAAACCUUGAGCCGAACGAGGCACAGCGACAAAAUUCAAAGUGCAAAGAUGCUGAUCCUCUGUUUGCAGCAGCUGUUUCAGAAGCAUAUUGAAAGCCUGGAUGAGAACAGCAGCAGCAGCAGCAGCAUGGAUGCCUCCUCUGCUUCCUUCAACAACAUUAAAGAGCUUGCCAGGCGCUUUUCAUUGACUUUUGGCUGGGACCAGGUGAAAAGCCGCGAAUCAGUAGCCAUGAUACACAAAGAAGGUAUCGAAUUUGCUUGUCAAGGAGCAGCUGGAAUGGAAGGGAAGUGCCUGCCCCCCAACCUAAACUUUCUGAUCAUCCUCAGUGAAUUCUCUAAUAAGCUUCUCAAACCUGACAAAAGACUUGUAUAUAGUUAUUUGCUGAGGUAUAUACCGGAGGCAGCAUUUAGUAGUGGAGAUUCCUGGUACUCACUAAGUUGGUACAGAAGCUCUUUGCUAGCCAGUGAAGAUGAGGAGAGUUCCGCUAUCAGCAGCUUAAAUGAGUGGCCACCCAUGAGAAUUGCUAGGACACCUUCUUUUAAAAGAAAACUAUCGGAAGGUUCCUUGUCCAAAUGCAGUCACAUCGAUACACCAAACAGAACUUCAGAUAUCCUAUCCCAUGUCCCUUCCUUGGCACUGAGAAGCAGAAAAAGGCUAAAGUCUCAUGACAGUUACCACCAAGAAUAUCCACCAUUACUUGGUCCAGCAAAUAUAAAGAGAAAACACAGUGGCCGUGAUGUGAUCAAGAAAGAAGACACUGUAGAGAUUCCAACGGAAGACACGGAUGUUGAUGUUGUUGGUGCUGACCAGGAAACCUGAGGAGCAAAUGGACACCCUCUGCUUUAUCACAUGAAUGAAGAACACAGAAAGGUGCAACAAGUUAUAUGCAGAUACCAAGUCAUGCUGGCAGCUAACUUGGCAGUAAGACCCAUGUCUAACUGGUAGAGACAAGUGAAAAAUGAGAUUUUUCAUCCAUUGUUGUUACAUGUUUCCUGCAUUGUGUGGUCAGAACACCAUCCUUUUGGGUCUCCUCCCCCCCACAGCUUGAUUUUCAUGUUUGAUUUAUAAAAGCUGUUCUGUCUAGAAUUUAAAUACCAGACUGGUUUAAACAGGGUAACAAAUCUGACACAGUAGCAGAUCAGUAUUUUAUGAAGAAGAGUUGGGCCCAUAGCAAAUAUAAAGUAAACUCUUUGUAGGACUCUUAAGCGGAUUUCUGUUAGUCUUGGUUCAAUAAGAGGGGGGAAGAGAUGUAGAACAUUUGUGUACAUGAAAAACCCUCAAUAACCUAUUAGAAUACAUAUUUUCUAUGUUAUUGCAAUAUGCUUCCUUACGUAUCAUGGCAGUUAGUGUUGAUGUCAGAGUGGGAAUUUGCUAUUAGUGACCCUAUCAUUACAAAGCUUGUAAAACAGCUACUUGAUUUCAUACUUUUCUAUUCAGAUGUUUGCAAAAUAAAAUGAGCAGCUUGAAACUCA
Hemicordylus capensis (graceful crag lizard) is the source of this 1730-nucleotide messenger RNA. Its product is annotated as cohesin subunit SA-2-like. Gene Ontology annotation, biological process: sister chromatid cohesion. The record is from RefSeq and is a predicted model, not a curated record. Gene Ontology annotation, cellular component: cohesin complex; nucleus; chromatin. The coding region runs from base 133 to 1077 and encodes 314 amino acids. Lineage: Eukaryota; Metazoa; Chordata; Lepidosauria; Squamata; Cordylidae. Gene Ontology annotation, molecular function: chromatin binding. The transcript has 9 exons.